Messenger RNA from Bombus huntii, 1457 nucleotides. Its product is annotated as TNF receptor-associated factor 6-like. The transcript is spliced from 6 exons. Gene Ontology annotation, molecular function: metal ion binding; protein binding. The record is from RefSeq and is a predicted model, not a curated record. Gene Ontology annotation, biological process: tumor necrosis factor-mediated signaling pathway; positive regulation of JNK cascade; protein K63-linked ubiquitination. Lineage: Eukaryota; Metazoa; Arthropoda; Insecta; Hymenoptera; Apidae. Gene Ontology annotation, cellular component: plasma membrane signaling receptor complex. The coding region runs from base 196 to 1440 and encodes 414 amino acids.
ACACCCAUUUCCUUUCUAAUGAUACGUAUUUAUAUAAUCGAAGUGUUUUUCUCAUGCUCUUGUGGUAAAAAGUGACUCAUAAUUUAAUUAAAAAUGGCUACAAAUCCUACAAACUCUUAAAUAUUUUUGAAAACAUUGUAUUAUAAAGAGAGAAGAAAAUAUAUCAUCUUUUACAAUAGUUUUCUUACAGAUAAAAUGGCCAAGUCGGACAAUUUUAAAGAUCAUGUUAAGAUAGCUGAAGAAAAUAUUGUCUGUGGUGAUGCUUUGAAAGAAUACCUUGAACCUAGAUUCGAGUGUCCUAUUUGUUUAACUUGGCUGCGUGAUCCAGUUUUAACAUCUUGUGGUCAUAAAUUCUGUUCGCAAUGUAUAUACACUUGGCUUCAAAAAGAAGGUGCUUGUUGUCCAGUUGAUAGCAAAAGUUUAAAAUCUGAAAAUGAUUUAUUCAGAGAUUUAUAUACAAGCAGAGAGAUAUCACAACAACGAAUACCUUGUCUCUACCAACAAUUUGGCUGUGAAAUUAAAAUGUCCCCAAUGGAUAUAGAAGCACAUAUAAAUGGAUGCUCAUAUAAAAGAAGUUUGGCAGAUUCACAAACUGUCUAUUGUUCCUUUAAGAAUGUUGGUUGCAUGAAAACUUUUCAUACUGAGGAGGAUUUACAUGCACAUUUAGAAGGAAAUAUAAAUAUCCAUUUAAUUAUGAUCCUGAACAUAUUAACACAACUAUCUGUUUCAAAAAAUAACGUUGAUAAUAUAGCUGCAGAAUCUAAAUUAUGGGAUCCUCCACCAAAAAAUACAACUUCUAUAGAAAAAAACGAACCACCAUUAGAAUGGCAACACUUAUUAAAGAAUCUAUAUGAAAGGAUAGUGGUGCUGGAACAAGAAAACAAGGAACUAUCUAUAAGCAUUUCUAAUUACAAAACUCAACUCACAACUUUGCAAACUUCUUUACGAUUUAGCCAGGAAGAAAUGUCUUUACGUAGUUGUAAUGGAGUUUAUAUUUGGAGAUUACAUUGUUUUCAUGAGAAACUUGAAACCAUGAUGAAUGAUUCGUUAAAAAUGUUUUAUAGCCCUGGCUUUUAUACGAGCCCUAAUGGUUACAAGAUUUGUGCUAGAAUUAAUAUAUCUUCUAAAGAUCCUGAAUCUCUGUCACUCCUUCUGCAUAUAAUGAAGUCAGAAAAUGACGAUGGUCUAGAUUGGCCAUUCAAUGGAACAAUGUACUUUGUUUUGGUUCACCCAAAUAAUCGGGAGAAAGAUAUACGAGAAAUAACUUCAUCAAGACCAGAUCUUGAAGCAUUUAGAAAACCAAUAUGUGAACUCAAUAAGCGCAGUUUUGGUUAUACAGAAUUUGUGCGAAUACGAGAUUUAUCUGAUUUUUUGGAAAAUGAUUGUUUAAUUUUCAGGAUAGAAGUUCAUGUGUAUGAUAAAUUUAAAAUAUCAAUAUAAUUUAAAAAUGUUUGUGA